Serpula lacrymans var. lacrymans S7.9 is the source of this 1550-nucleotide messenger RNA. RefSeq lists its product as uncharacterized. Bases 94 to 1059 code for a protein of 321 amino acids. NCBI's taxonomy places the organism in Eukaryota, Fungi, Basidiomycota, Agaricomycetes, Boletales, Serpulaceae. Gene Ontology annotation, biological process: retrograde vesicle-mediated transport, Golgi to endoplasmic reticulum. The transcript is spliced from 4 exons. The record is from RefSeq and is a predicted model, not a curated record.
GGUGGCGUCUAUAGUGAGCUGGCCAUUGACACGUUCAGACUUGGGUAUUCUUUUGCUUUCAGUAACCACCAUAACGAUAUCGACAAACCCCAAAUGUCGGCCUCAGCACGCGCAGAAGCUCGCCGAAAGGCCAUCCUCAGCCGUGGAAAUGAUCGUCUCGCAAAGCUGACCACGUCUGCCAGAGGGGAGGACGCACCGGCGUACAUGCAUGACAAACAGCCCUCUAGAAGCGUCUCUGCAAAUCUUGAAGCUUUCGUGGGCGAAGAAACAAACAUGCCUCCUCCCUCUAUUGUUUCCUCUGAGCAGUCAAGGCCAUCGCCUCCGCCUCCAUCUUUUAGAGCCUCCAAUCUUGCAAGCGCACCUCCUGACCCGAGUGUCUGGUCUGAGGAGCACCAAAAUCAGUUUCUUCAGGCUCUCAUGAGUGGUGCACUCAGUCCUCCAUCCUCUAAUCAACCUAUUGUUCCACCGCUCCCUUAUGCGUCUAGUGGUGCUGCAAUGACCCCUCAAAGUGACCCACUUGCAUCAAUCAUGUCCGGCUUUCCUCCAUUCCCUCUGUCGCAAGGGCAAAACGGAACGGGGAAAGUAUCUACAGUCCCUCUUCCCCCGAAACCAGCCACGCGCUUUCAGAAACUCACACCACUCCUUCAUCUCUUGAGUGUUUGGUGUUUGCUUGCAUUUUUCGUGCUGUGGAAGGAACCCGAGCUAUUCUUAGCGCAGACCCAUGGUGCUGUUGACGAGAUAUAUUGGAGCCGAUGGGCUCAGCUAGCCUGGAAAAACGCUAGCGCUGGAGGAUGGGGGGUUCAAUUUGUACCAUUUUUAUGGGCUUUUAUAACUCUUCAGGUUCUCCUACAGUCGUUGCGCAUAUUCCGUGGUAAUGAUGAGGUUCAGCCUCCUACUCUGCUAGCAAUCGCACUGCCUCAUAUUCCUCCACCAUUUCCUUCGCUCAUCAUGAAUGGACUGAGGUAUAUACAGUUGGCUGUUUCUUUCUUCGACAGUCUGGCGGCAGUUAUACUUGGCAUAGGGGUGGUAGUACUAAUAUCCAGUUGGAUGACCGACUAAAAGCGUGCUGCACGGGUCAGCGCAUAAAGAGUCUACCCUCAUGAAUUAUGUGUAGGACUAGAUGUUCUAUAGACUACAGCUGCAUAUAAAAGAAGGUUGUCUGAUAAAACUUAUGGAAGAACAGCUGCAGCCCCCGUCUUAGGUGGAUCAGGCGGGGACAGCGAGAGUUCGCUAUUCGUUUCAUCCGAUUGCUGCCUGCCAAUCUCUGUAACAGACUUAGGUCGGGAUGUACGAGUGCGAACUUUGGAAAUCGGCUGUCUUGGUUUCUGCGCAGGUGUGAAUAGUGGAAGCCCUGCAGCUAAUGCCUCGGCCUUGAAUUCCUUCCACGGAUUUCCGCCUCCAUGGUCCAUGAGCUCUUGUACUAUUGAUGUCGACCAUUUUUUGUCCAUAUCAAUAAUACGUUGAAUACCGGUCUCUACAUCAUGUUGUUGUUGCCGUGAGUUUUUAUACAGCUAUUUUUUGAAAAAGGAAAACGGUGUUUUUAACAUACC